This is a messenger RNA of Ostertagia ostertagi, 963 nucleotides long. The record is from the annotation of a GenBank genome assembly. Lineage: Eukaryota; Metazoa; Nematoda; Chromadorea; Rhabditida; Trichostrongylidae.
AUGUCAGGUCCAGUCAAGCUUGAGGCGUUGACUCCAAUGAAUUCAAGUUCUUCGCAAUGCGGUAGUGCCAUUACUUCGGGUCAUUUGGUAUCGUUCAAUGGGCAAACUACUGAAGUGCCAGAAGAGAUACGCUGCCAUCUUUGCGACUACCCUAUGAAGCUGUGUAUUCGAAAAAGUAAAUACAAGGGUGAAAUUCGAGAAUAUGCGGCGUACAGAUGUCUUCGUAAAGGAUGUCAGACAUUUCGAUCAGUUCGCAAAGUUAUUGAACCUGAUUUCCCAUGUCCUCGAAAAAGGAAAGCAGAUGAGAUGCUCGAUUCCGGCAAUGUGAGUCCAUACGGAGCUGCCAAAACUACGAGUGAUCCCCAUUCCGGUUUUGCACCGUCAAGUUUGCAAAACAAAGCGGAGGGAACGUUGUUGUAUAUACCUGGGAGAGUCACUCAUGAGCAGAUUGAAAAGAUGCAAAAGUUCGCCAUGGGCUAUCUUGGCAAAAAUGGUGGUGCAGCUGUAGAAAAUGUAUAUAGACCAUUGUUCGCCUACGUGAACAUGACAGCACAGGACAUAGAGGAUCACCUUAGAACCGAUGACGGUCAAAAGAAACUCCAGCGUAUCUUGAUGCAUUCACCUCAGCCACCGCUGCAAAGUUUCGAGAGCCCGCAGCCUAAAAUGGUUUUAUCCACUCCGUUGAACUCUUUCGCUUCUGUGUCUCAACUGGCCCAGAAUGUAUUCAAUCCGUCUCAUUCCCUUUCGCACAUGCUGACACCAGCUCAGCCAAAUCCCGUAGCUAAUGCUCGAAAUGGUGCACUUUCGUCUAGUAUCUUCGCUCCGAUCCAGUGUUCAGCGCCUCGUCAUGAAAGUGUUUUGCCAGUAAUGCAGAGUGCUUCUCAUCCGAUUUGCGGUAUGGCAAUACAGACACGCGUUCCAGACUUCAGAUCUCAUCAGUACACCAGCGAAUUAAUCUGGUAG